Messenger RNA from Rhagoletis pomonella (apple maggot), 1781 nucleotides. RefSeq lists its product as uncharacterized. NCBI's taxonomy places the organism in Eukaryota, Metazoa, Arthropoda, Insecta, Diptera, Tephritidae. Bases 568 to 1569 code for a protein of 333 amino acids. The record is from RefSeq and is a predicted model, not a curated record. The transcript has 8 exons.
UUUUCGAUUGUUAUAUUCUUUUUUUGUAUAUUGGCUUGUGCGGUGAUUAGAAUACGAUCGAAUUUUUGUUGUUAAAGACGACGACAAGGCAAAGAUUUUAGCAACCAGCGCACAGAACUCGGUGAUUUCGCAAGCGUGAAGCACGGUUGCGCGGAAAUUAACGUUUCUUAAAAUAUUUCGUUUGGGGAAAAACUUGUAAGCCCGCUAAAAAUAAAGUGGACUCGUAAAUAUCCACUUUCUGAGUGUGGUUAUUUUAAGUGAUUUCAUGCAGUUGUGUUAAACUUUUUGUGGCGGAUGAAACAAAUGAUUUUUUUUAAGCUUUCAAAGGGAACUUAUGGAUUUAAAUUAAUUACGUUAAAAACAAGCUUGUAUUUAUUAGCUCAAUUUGAACUGAACAUUUAAAUGUUUAAUAAAAACAAAAGAAAAUAAACAAAACGAAAACAUUGCAAAGACGAACGAAAUUUUAAGUGUUUGAAGUACUAAUUUGGCGAAAAGGAAAUAAAACCGCGUGAAAUAUCAGCGAGUUGAAAAAUAGAGCUUAGACGCUUUCAAAAUAAAUAAAUCAUCAUGCAGUCCCUGCUAGUUGCAUUGGCUGCGAUCUGCAGUUUAAAGUUACAAUCCGUGCUUGGCCAUGGACGACUGAUGGAUCCACCAGCGCGCAAUGCCAUGUGGCGCUUUGGAUUUCCAAAUGCGGUAAACUACAAUGACAACGAACUCUUCUGCGGUGGAUAUGCAGUGCAAUGGGAACAGAAUGCGGGGAAAUGUGGAGUGUGCGGUGAUGCGUAUCAUGUGAAAACGCCACGCCCACACGAGGCGGGUGGUGAAUAUGCGAAAGGGAUAAUUUCACGGUACUACGCGGCAGGGCAGGAAAUCGACGUAGAAAUCGAACUUACUGCCAAUCAUUAUGGCCGUUUCGAAAUGUUCCUCUGCCCCAAUAACAAUCCACGUCGUGAGGCUUCACAAGAAUGUUUCGAUCGCUUUCCACUUUACAUUUCUGGUAGCCGGCGUGAACAUCGUUUUCUCAUACCACGCGAUGCACCCAAGAAAGAGAUAUUCCGCUAUCGUGUCCGUCUGCCACCCUACGUCACGUGUACGCAGUGUGUGCUGCAAUGGACCUACUACACAGCCAAUAUGUGGGGCAAAUGCGGCAACGGCACCGAGGCGGUGGGUUGCGGUAAGGCGGAAACAUUCCGGAACUGCGCCGAUAUUGCGAUCGUAUCCAAUACGGGUGGCGGUGUACCGCCAAUCUUCGUGAAUAACAAAUCUCCUUAUCUACUUUACUAUAGAGAUUAUCGUGCGCCGGAGGAUAAUAACGUAUUCCCGCUUAUUGUACGCGAUCAAAAAUGUAUUGCCGCUCCAGCAUUCCGUACGAUACCGGGCAUGGAUAACUGGUGUGAAACUAAUUGCUUGCGUUAUCCACCUAAUUGUCCGGAAACUGCAUGUUACUGUCCUAAAGACUGCGUUGCCAUUGGCGAACUGGAGGGACGUGAGGGUGCGGACACAUAUUGUAUGGAUGAAUGUCUGAAUUAUAAUUCAAUAUGUCCAGUGGAUAGAUGUCGUUGCUUCUAAAUUGGGAAAUCUAUGGAACGCUGUCUGUAAAAGUGCCGCCAGCACUCACAGUUCAGAUUUCAUGGAACGGAGACUAAUGUAUAAGCCGUUAUGCUUACGAGAGACGAAUCAAAGCUGUGCUACGAAUUCUGUGCCUUUUUUAAUUUGCUUUUAUAAUUUUUGUACGAUUUAAUAAAAAAAUAUAUACAUACAUACAUAUACUAAAAAGGUUA